Messenger RNA from Malaya genurostris, 1633 nucleotides. It is a transcript of the gene Ppox, whose product is annotated as protoporphyrinogen oxidase. Gene Ontology annotation, cellular component: mitochondrial inner membrane. Bases 178 to 1614 code for a protein of 478 amino acids. Gene Ontology annotation, molecular function: protoporphyrinogen oxidase activity, oxygen as acceptor. The record is from RefSeq and is a predicted model, not a curated record. Gene Ontology annotation, biological process: heme biosynthetic process. NCBI's taxonomy places the organism in Eukaryota, Metazoa, Arthropoda, Insecta, Diptera, Culicidae. The transcript has 2 exons.
CUGUAAUGUCAGUUUCUUGAUGUAAAUAAGCCGGUUAGUUAUUUUGAAAUCCGUAAAUAUCUGGUUUUAUCACCUUAACUUGUGAAAAUUCGAGAUCCAUCAGCAAUACUACGGGAGUAAAAGUUCUCAUCACCAUAAGAUGCUGAAGCAGUAACGUGUAGUACGUUCGCGCCUAUUAUGACCGCAAUAUUAGGCGCUGGAAUUAGUGGCCUCUCGGCCGGCUACUACCUACUGAGAAAAGGCCUAACGCCAUCUUCCGUUUUGAUACUCGAAACAAGCAAUCGAGUUGGCGGUUGGAUUCGCAGUGAACGGUUCGAUUCGGAGGGCUAUGUGUUCGAAUCCGGUCCGAGAACGAUUCGUCCGAAGGGAUUGGCAGCCAGCAACACACUCGACUUAAUCGAAGAUGUCGGUCUGGCCGAUCAGGUCUAUCCGAUAUUUUCCAAUCACGUUGCUGCCAGGAAUCGAAUGAUUUACGCUAAAGGGAAGCUGAAUAUGCUGCCAUCGGAUGUGGUCGGCGUGUUAAAAACAAAACCUCCAUUCACAAAACCAUUGUUUAUGGCAGGCUUCAAGGAUCUUUUCACGGGGCGAUCAAGCGUACGAUUAGAGGAUGAAACGAUUUACAGCUUCGUGAACAGGCGCUUCGGACGAGAGAUUGCAGACUACGCGAUUAGUGCGAUGUUGUGUGGAAUAUGUGCUGGAGAUGCAAAACAAAUAAGUGUCAAGUUUUUGAUGAAACGCAUGUUUGAAAUGGAACAAGCUCACGGUGGUGUCAUCAAAGGGUUUCUGAAGGACGCUCUUUUUAGAAAGAAACAGCAAGAUACCAAAGCUCAAGAUUCUAGCGAACUAGCGAAACGAGCCAAAGCUGAAAAUUGGAGCAUUUAUUCGAUUUACGGGGGACUUCAAACAUUACCUAUUAGGAUAGGUCUAAUUCUGAAAGAACAAAUGGUUGAUAUUCGAACAGAUGUGACGUUCGAAGAGAUUGUUUUCGAUGGGAACCAGAUCCUGCUCAAAGUUGAUGGAAAGGAACGAGUCGUUGAUCGUUUGAUCAGUAGCAUCCCAAGUUAUAAGUUAGCCAAGCAUGUGGAAAAACAACACCCAUCUUUGUCGAAAGAGCUAGCAGCGAUCCCGUUUGUGGAUGUAGCCGUUAUCAAUAUUCGUUACAAAACCCCUAAUCUACAGAAGUACGAAGCUUUCGGGUUUCUGGUACCUCCUAUUGAGAAUCUUCCCAUAUUGGGGGUAAUUUUCGAUAGCUGCUGUUUCGACAUGGAGAACAAUACGGUGCUGACCGUGAUGAUGGGAGGAUCUUGGUUCGAGAAAUGGUUCGGAACUAAUCCCAAGGAAGAGCAACUAUUGACCGUCGCCCUGGAACAGUUGCGUAAAAUUCUCGGUAUUCGAGAACCUCCCGAUUCGUAUAAGGUCAACAUUCUAAGGAAAUGCAUUCCUCAGUACGUGGUAGGGCACCACAAGCGGGUGGAUGCAAUCAGACAAUAUAUCCGAGAGCACAAGAUACCGCUAGCUCUUUGCGGAUCUUCGUACGAUGGGGUAGGCGUGAAUGACGUAAUACUUUCGGCCAGGGAAUGCGUUGAUGGUUUGAUAGGAAAUGGUUUUAAAUAAAUGGUGAUUUUGUUUAUUA